AUGAAAUUAUCUUGUUACUAUAUUAUGUUUUUAUUUAUAUAUAUAAUAAAUUAUGUUAGUUGUGAAGAGUAUAAAAUAAACAAAGAAGAAAAAGAAGGAAAACAUAAUAACGAGGAACAAGAAAGUGAAACAUAUAAUAUUAAUAAUCAUGACAAUAAAAAUAAUGAUAAUAAUAAAAUUGAUAGCAAUAAUAAAGAAGAUUAUAUAAUUAAAUUACUUUCAAGUCAUAAAGACAAAAAUAAUGUGAACAAUGAAAUAAAUUAUAUUGAAAAGGAUAAUAUAAAAGAAGAUAAUAAAUAUUAUAUCGAAAAAAAUAAUAAUAAUAAUAUUAAUAAUAUACAAGAUAAAGAUAAUAUACCACCAUAUGUUGAUAAGAAUGAACAUAUUGAAGAAGGAAGUGAGAAAGUCAGAAAUCAAAAUGUGAAACAAGAACAAGAUAUAAAGGAAGAAACACAAAAUGGAAAUGAUCUAGAUGAAAGGAAAAAGGAAAAAGAAAAAGAAGAACAUACAAAGCAUCUAAUAGACAAUAAAAAUGAUGAAGUUCAUAAAGUUCAAGAAAUUAAGAAAGAAAUGGAACAUGUUCAAAAAAAGAGUAUGCACCUUGAAAAUGAAAAUGAAAAUGAUAAGGCUGAUAAACAUGAAGAGGAACAAAAAAAGGAAGACACAAAUGAUAUUCAGCGAACGGAUGAAAAUAAAGAAGAUACGAAGGAGACUCACCAAAUAGAUCAAAAUAAAGAAGAAAAAAAAGACAUUGAACAAAUAGAUGAAAAUAAAGAAGAAGAAAAA
Molecule: messenger RNA, 786 nt
Organism: Plasmodium gaboni
Lineage: Eukaryota; Apicomplexa; Aconoidasida; Haemosporida; Plasmodiidae
Product: putative membrane protein
Exons: 1
Source: RefSeq, a predicted model, not a curated record